CCGUCUUUAUUCUGUUUAAUCAAUGGCUUCAAUUUACACUUGUGCGGAAUGCGAAACCAACUUGAAUCUAAGUACCAGCCAACUCUUUCCUCCCGAUUUUUACUUUGAGUCCGGCAAUCCUGAGGGCACUCUCUCUUUUGCUGCGAUCGAUGAAACCAAAUUCAGAUUUGAGAAAGAAGACAAGUUGAUGCCUUUCUUUGAGUCUGUGAACUACUGGGGAAUUCAGAGGAACAGAACCAAGAUCAAUUGCAAAAGCUGUGGUCAUCCUGUCGGGUAUAUUUACGAUGAUGGUCCUCCCCUCACUAACAGUCCUGGUCAGUUGCAUAUGGGUCCAAGUCAGGUUAUCCCCAGGGCGCCAAGGUACAGGCUUAAGAUCAAAGCUCUCAAGAUUAAAUCAGAAACCUAGAUUUUCGUUCUGGCUUUCAGGUUAUAUAGCAUAUUGGCUAUAUUGCAAUUCAGUCAGUUUUCUCGUUUGCGAUGAUUACUGGUAUAGAACCCACUGCUCGGUCUAGGCUGG
This is a messenger RNA of Telopea speciosissima, 517 nucleotides long. RefSeq lists its product as uncharacterized. The transcript has a single exon. NCBI's taxonomy places the organism in Eukaryota, Viridiplantae, Streptophyta, Magnoliopsida, Proteales, Proteaceae. The coding region runs from base 23 to 406 and encodes 127 amino acids. The record is from RefSeq and is a predicted model, not a curated record.